GCGGGGCCGCCAGCCCCUCCCCCGCGCCGGGGCCCCCGGCAUGUCCUGAGCGGGGCCGGCUCGGCGCGGAGCCCCCACCACGGAGGGGGCGGUGGAGCAGCGGGCCAAGGGCCGGGCCCCCAUGAAGGAGAAGGAGCCGCCGGCGGAGCGGGGCAAGCCCGCCACCUACACCGGGGACAAGAAGGCGCGGAUGGCGGCCAAGACCAACAAGAAGUGGGUGCGCCUGGCCACGGUGCUGGCCUACGUGCUCUCCGUCUCGCUGGCUGCCAUCGUGCUCGCCGUCUACUACAGCCUCAUCUGGCAGCCGGUGCGCCAGCCGACAGGGCCCAGCACCCCCGGCCGGACGACGCACGGGCCCCACACGGAGCGGCACGGGGGAGCCAGCCCCACGGAGCCGCUUACGCGGCCGGGUUCCGGCCAAGGGGCGGCCGGGACUGAGCGCGCUGCCACCUCGACAACGUCGCCGCCGAGGAGCGAGCCCGGCCCAGCCCCCGACCCCACGGUGCUGCAGCGGGUGCAUCGGAGCCACUGAUCGCGGGGAAGCGGGGGCCGAGCUCGGGACAUGGCGCAGCCCAGAGACCCCACCCGGACAGGGGCACGGCGGCUCCCUCGGCAAGCUACUGCCCUCCACCGACCCUGACUCGGCUUCGCCUCCGCCCGGAGGCCACGGGACCAUCGCCCCUCGCUCCGGCGUCUGCUCCUUGCGGACGGUGGCGCGGACACGCAGCUAGAUGCUCUGUUUGCCCGUCCAUCGGUUUGCGCUGGACUCGGGCAGAGCGAAUUGUAAUUAUUAGUUUUAAUACGGUGUAAACGGUACUGGGAAGCCACAGAGAGUGGAGCUCAGGAGAUGCUUAGAUAAUCCCACCGAGUUGCAGUCUUGCCCCAGUUGAGAACAAGAUGACUGCAGUGGUGUCAUGUCCAGUGUGCAGAAGAAGAAGGUAUGCUUAUUCAGAAGGUAUAUAGAGCUGAGGUUGAAGAAAGCAGAGCAUGAGGCCAACGCUGAAUGAGGUUGUAAGAUGCAAUUUUGAGGCAUCUAAAAAGCCUAAAUCCACCCUUACGGAUGCUUGCUGCAGGAAGAAGACUUGCAAGGGACCAUUCAAGAUGAAAGUCCAUUCUGUGCACUACCAUAGCUACAGCAUAGCCAUCUGACUUUGCUGCUGUUGGUUACUGAUGGGCCUGCAAUACUAAUACAGCUGUAGAGAUUAAAGCUUUAUUUUAGUCUUCCUCUUGUUUUAAGAACCUAACUAUCAACUUUGUUCUGAUCAAAGAAUGUUUUAUUGCUGUUUGGAACAGAGAACAUUUUUUUUUUUUUAUUGUAUCAAGUCUAGCUUGAUGCUGAAAGAUGCAUUUAUAAAGAGUAAAUUUGAUAUGGUGACUGCUGAGGGAGAAUAAACAAAUACAGGGCUGGCUCAAGCUUUUUUGCCACCCCAAGCA
Terrapene triunguis (Three-toed box turtle) is the source of this 1434-nucleotide messenger RNA. RefSeq names its product InaF motif containing 2 (gene INAFM2). Lineage: Eukaryota; Metazoa; Chordata; Testudines; Emydidae. The record is from RefSeq and is a predicted model, not a curated record. The transcript is spliced from 2 exons. Bases 122 to 532 code for a protein of 136 amino acids.